AUGAGACUAAUAGGUAGGCAUUGUUCCCAGCCAAGGGAGGAUGGCGUCGUCAGCUGUGAGGUCACCAGACUGCUUAGGGAGUUGUGCAACGGUGCGAGAAACAAAAAGGAACGUGUUUCGGGAGCAAGGAAUGCUCAACUGCUCUGUGUCAAAAGCACCAGUCCGCAGACCCCCACUAUGCCUCAGCUUUUAAGGAUUUUAGAAGAAACUAUCCAGAAAAAGUCGCCAAGGUCGAUGAACCUCAAACCGACCAGCAUCAAGGAUGCGGCGAAGUACCGCAUGGCGUUCCACAUAUCGGACAAGACCGUCGAGAGCCUGAUGCAGUACCGCACCAAGUUCGUUCAGCACAUGCUCACGAGCGCCAUGUACGCAAACAGCUCUAUAGAGAAACCCUGGGAGAUGGUGAACAUUGUAUCGGAGAAAAUUUUAGACGAACUCCUUCUGAAGUGUGCGAAAGAAAUGCAGCUUUAUGACGUCGUGCGACAAAUGUAUCAAUGCGAGACGCAA
Messenger RNA from Iphiclides podalirius (scarce swallowtail), 507 nucleotides. NCBI's taxonomy places the organism in Eukaryota, Metazoa, Arthropoda, Insecta, Lepidoptera, Papilionidae. The record is from the annotation of a GenBank genome assembly.